Molecule: messenger RNA, 1407 nt
Organism: Aspergillus campestris IBT 28561
Lineage: Eukaryota; Fungi; Ascomycota; Eurotiomycetes; Eurotiales; Aspergillaceae
Product: MFS transporter
Exons: 5
Coding region: 1-1407 (468 amino acids)
Biological process (GO): transmembrane transport
Molecular function (GO): transmembrane transporter activity
Source: RefSeq, a predicted model, not a curated record
AUGCCCAUGAUCACUGAGAAACCGGUGAUCGUGGACUGGGAUGGCCCAGACGACCCAGAGAAACCCUUGAACUGGCCGAAGAACACAAAGACAAUGAUCAUCAGUGCUGUCUGUCUGAUGCGAUUUACCACUCCCUUGGCUUCUUCGAUGAUGGCGCCGGCGCUUCUCCAGAUCGAAGAUGAAUUCUCCAGUGCCUCGUCCAUGGUCAUCACCUUUACCGUUUCGAUUUACAUUAUCGGUUUCGGCAUCGGCCCCCUCUUCCUCGCGCCCUUGUCCGAGGUCUACGGACGCAACCUCAUCUAUCACGUCGGAAACAUCCUCUUCACACUGUUCACGGCGCUGUGCGGCCUGUCUCCCAACUCGACCGCCCUCUUGGUUUUCCGACUCAUCGCCGGUGUGUUUGGUGGCGCGCCCUUGACCAAUGGCGGUGGAUCCAUCGCCGAUCUGGUGCCCGUCACGGAGCGUGGGUUCAUCAUGAGUAUCUUUAGUCUGAGCAUGUUGAUUGCUCCCGUCGUCGGACCUAUUGUAGGCGGGUUCUUGUCGCAGGCCGCGAACUGGCGGUGGAUUUUCUGGCUGCUGACCAUGCUGAGUGGCGUCACUACCGUUGUCUCCUUCAUUUGCCUCCGCGAAACCUUCGGCCCCGUCCUACUCGAGCGCAAGGCGGCCAAGAUCCGCAAAGAGACUGGAAACCCCAACGUCCAGGUGGUCGGCCGCGGCGACAUCAGCCUCGGAAAACUUCUCCGGCAGACCCUGAUGCGUCCCAUCACCUUCCUGUAUAAGAGCGCGGUCAGUAUCGUGAUGGCCAUCUACAUGGGUCUGGUGUACGGCAUCAUCUACCUGCUCUUCACCUCCUUCACCCAGGUGUUCCAGGAGCGAUACGGGUUCAGCCAGGGCAUCGCCGGCCUGUGCUACAUCGGCCUGGGGUUGGGAUGCGCCUCGCAGCUGUUCCUGGGAAGCUACAGCGAUAAGAUCUACACUUCGUUGACCCAGCGCAACGGCGUCGAACGAGCCGAAUACCGACUCCUCCUCCUCAUCCCCGCCGCCUUGUCCCUCCCCAUCGGACUGGUGAUCUACGGCUGGACCGCAGAAUACACCGUCCACUGGAUCGUGCCCAUCAUUGGCACCGUCUUCAUCGGCGUCGGAUUCUCCGGCUCAAUGACCAGUGUGCAGACCUACCUCGUCGACGCCUUCACGGCCUACUCCGCCAGCGCCCUGGCCGCCAACAACGUGGUGCGCAGUAUCGCCGGUGGUGUGGUGCCGCUGGCCGGCCCCUCCAUGUAUGGCAAAUUAGGACUCGGAUGGGGCAACACCUUGCUGGGUCUGCUGUCCUUGUUCUUUGGCCUGACGCCGUUGUAUUUCUACUGGUUUGGGGAGAAACCCCCGAAGAAGGGGGAAGACCCCGUCUAG